Molecule: messenger RNA, 1878 nt
Organism: Salvia miltiorrhiza (redroot sage)
Lineage: Eukaryota; Viridiplantae; Streptophyta; Magnoliopsida; Lamiales; Lamiaceae
Product: probable transcription factor GLK1
Exons: 6
Coding region: 403-1644 (413 amino acids)
Biological process (GO): positive regulation of DNA-templated transcription
Cellular component (GO): nucleus
Molecular function (GO): DNA-binding transcription factor activity; transcription cis-regulatory region binding
Source: RefSeq, a predicted model, not a curated record
GAGACAGGAUGGAAGGGGUGCAUUAAUUAUAUAGCAUAUAUAUGUAUAAAACCAAAAAAACAAUAGCAUAAAAACAAACUAUGUGGAGAGGCCCCCUAACCAAAUUGUGGUGGACAUCAUCUCCACCCUGUCUCUCUCUCUCUCUCUUAAAUUGGCAAAAAGUUGAACUCCCAUCAGAUUCAUAAAUCAGAUAGAUUUCCAUUUUCUCAUCAAGAAACAUAAAUUAAGUGCUGCACAACACAGAUACACGUAGAGGUUUUUAGCUGCUGCCGAGUUUAAUUAUAUCGCAAGCAAUCCAUACUUAGCAUUUCCAACUCCGACAUAUACGUAUAUAUAUAAAUCUGUACAAGAAUCUAGAGAGAGAGAGAAAGAGAGAGGUUUCUGGCGAUCGGAUUGGGAUUAAUGCUAGCUGUGUCGCCACUGAGAAACCCUAAGAAUGAGAGAGAAGGCGAGAUGGAAGGCUUCUCGAUCGACGAGAGCGAGUUCGUCGAUUUCGCGGGCGGGAAUCUGCUCGACAGCAUUGAUUUCGACGAUCUCUUCCUCGGCAUCAGCGACGGCGACGUGCUGCCGGAUCUGGAGAUGGACCCUGAGCUCCUGGCCGAGUUUUCGGUUAGCGCGAGUGAGGAAUCGGAGGUGAAAACGACGCCGCUCGACAAAUCGGACGACGAGAACACCUCCGAGAAACAGCAGCAGCAGCAUGUUAUUCCGGCGGAGGAAGCUGCUGCGUGCGGAAAAGAUGAGAUGAAUCCGUCGCCCAAGGAGGCUGACAGAGGGAGAAAAUCAAUCUCUCACUCCAAAAACUCCUCGGGGAAGAGGAAAGUUAAGGUGGAUUGGACGCCGGAACUUCACCGGCGGUUUGUGCAAGCGGUGGAGCAGCUCGGCGUCGACAAGGCGGUUCCUUCCAGAAUUCUGGAGCUCAUGGGAAUCGAUUGUCUCACUCGACACAACAUUGCUAGCCAUCUUCAAAAAUACCGCUCCCACCGGAAGCACUUGUUAGCCCGGGAGGCGGAGGCGGCGAGCUGGAGCCAGAGGCGGCAGGUGUACGGCGGCCCCGCCGCCGCGGCGGGCGGCAAGAGAGAGCAUGUAAACCCUUGGAUUGCACCAACCAUGGGGUUUCCGCCGGUGACUCCAAUGCCCCAUUUUAGACCCCUACACGUGUGGGGUCACCCAUCCGUCGACCAAUCAGUGAUGCCCAUGUGGCCAAAACAUCUAACCCCUUCGCCGCCUCCUCCUCCUCCGCCGCACGCUUGGCAUCCGUCUCAGCCGCCGCCCGCUGACCAUUCGUUUUGGCUACCCCACCACCACCAUGUGCCUACUCAGGGUACGCCUUGCUUCCCGCCGCAGCAUCUGCCGCCGACGAGGUUCCCAACUCCGGCAGUUGCAGGCAUACCACCGCCUCCCGUCAUGUACAAAGUAGAGCAGGCCGGCGUCGGCGUCCCGACAGCUCCGCCGCCGGGCCAAACACUGCCGCAACCCCCUUCCGACGUUCAUCCGUCGAAGGAGAGCGUAGACGCGGCGAUCGGAGAUGUGCUAUCGAAGCCGUGGCUGCCGCUGCCGCUGGGGCUGAAGCCGCCGUCAAUGGACAGCGUGGUGGUGGAGCUGCAGCGUCAAGGGGUACCCAAAGUGCCGCCCACUUGCGCUUAAUUAACUAAUUCAGCUCCGCCGCUAGCUGCAACAACAAAUCCAACUCGACGACAUUUCCAGCACUUAAUGUGCUCUCUCUCUCUCUCUCUCUCUCUCUCUCUUGUGAAUUAGUUCUUACUUCUUCUUCGUGUCAAGAUGAGGAUGGUGAAGCUUUGGACUUAAUUUUUUGUAAUGGUAAUUAUCUUAUGAUGAUCAUAAAUAUAUAGAGUAUUCCGCGGCUGGAACACUUUCAAA